AUGUCUUCUGAGUUGAGAUACACGGCAAACACGCAGUUAGAGCACCUUCAUGCUCGUUACACGGGCACUGGGCAUGCCGAUUUGAGCAAAUAUGAUUGGCUCACGCAUCAGCAUCGCGAUACGCUGUCGUCCAUUGUUGGCCACCCGACGCUCACCUCAUACCUGGCCAUUGCAGACGGGGAGGCUACAGGCAGGAUUAAAUUUGAGAUGACAGAGCGAAUGCUGCAGCCAUGUGGGCCGCCUCCUGCCAAAGACGAGGAGUAG
Messenger RNA from Heterobasidion irregulare TC 32-1, 264 nucleotides. RefSeq lists its product as uncharacterized. The coding region runs from base 1 to 264 and encodes 87 amino acids. NCBI's taxonomy places the organism in Eukaryota, Fungi, Basidiomycota, Agaricomycetes, Russulales, Bondarzewiaceae. Gene Ontology annotation, cellular component: U2 snRNP; precatalytic spliceosome. The record is from RefSeq and is a predicted model, not a curated record. Gene Ontology annotation, biological process: mRNA splicing, via spliceosome. The transcript is spliced from 6 exons.